This is a messenger RNA of Parastagonospora nodorum SN15, 1110 nucleotides long. RefSeq lists its product as hypothetical. The transcript has 2 exons. NCBI's taxonomy places the organism in Eukaryota, Fungi, Ascomycota, Dothideomycetes, Pleosporales, Phaeosphaeriaceae. The coding region runs from base 1 to 1110 and encodes 369 amino acids. The record is from RefSeq and is a predicted model, not a curated record.
AUGUCGUGGCUUUUUAGGAAACAGAUGUCAAUCUCCGCGCGUGAACUAUCAAUACCAUCUCCACUGCCACCACCAGAACAUCCAGAUCCUGCGACAUUUGAUGAACAGACAUAUAGUCCCUUUUUCUCCAAAACACCUGCCGAGAUCAGGAACGAUAUCUAUGCUUAUACCUUCCAAGCUGGAGCGCGCGAGCUCUUGAGCGUUAAAGCUCAUCCUUUGUCCUUCCUCCUCACAAGUUACGGCUGCAAAAGACUUCAUAGCUACGAGAACUCGAACAUUAUCGCGAAUGCGAUACUGCUCUUUCCAAAUCUGGAGCGAUUCGAAAUCCGCAUCUUGCGUGGCCGAAAGACUUCUGAGGACGUUCACUGUAGCUAUGAUCCUCAGGAGCAUGAGCAUGGUCAUGCGGGAGCCGUGCGCAAGCAUGUGCCCCACUGGUUUCACUCGAUCAUCGAUAAUGUGACGAAGGGCUGUGCGUAUAAAUGGCAGACAGGGGAACACUGGAUGGCCGAGUGGCCACAAUUAGAGGACGGCGAAUAUUUCGAGACUGCGGAAGACUACGAUUUGAGUGGUAGCACACAGAUAGCUCCCUUCAUGAGUCCAGACGCCGUCGGGAAAGUGAGGGGAGUGCAAAAGUGCCCUUGCCGAUGCGGUAACGUGGUCUGGACCAGCGCCAACAUUAUCCAAGAAACUGGACGCAUGAUAAAAAUCGAUUCAGUAUUUUAUGGUCCGGAGGAUCGAGUUUGCACCGAUGCCAAGCUAGAAGCCUCAAUAUUGGCACGACUGGCCCCUGAGACCAUCGUCUUACAAGAAGGUGAUCAUCCGUUAAAUCUGGCGCCUGGAUUCAGGCUCGAUGACAAGAUGACCGCUACCAGCUAUGCAUGGGACGCAGAUCGGCAAUAUUGGGAUGAUUUGCGAAGGAGAAAUGGAGAUUGUAAAGCGUUUUGCAAACUGGCGUGGCAGCUUACGACAUCGAUAACACACGAAGAGCAAUUUCCGGGCUCUAGAGCUCGGAACGAGGGAGACUGGCCCAUUAUGACGGAGAUGGCAAAGGUGAAGCAUGAUCCGGCCGCUGGAGACGGUGGAGGAGUAGAUCAGGCUGCAGAUGGGUGA